Molecule: messenger RNA, 360 nt
Organism: Alternaria metachromatica
Lineage: Eukaryota; Fungi; Ascomycota; Dothideomycetes; Pleosporales; Pleosporaceae
Gene: ATG8
Product: ubiquitin-like protein atg8
Exons: 3
Coding region: 1-360 (119 amino acids)
Biological process (GO): macroautophagy; cellular response to nitrogen starvation
Cellular component (GO): autophagosome; cytosol; fungal-type vacuole membrane
Molecular function (GO): phosphatidylethanolamine binding
Source: RefSeq, a predicted model, not a curated record
AUGCGUUCCAAGUUCAAGGACGAGCACCCGUUCGAGAAGCGCAAGGCCGAGGCGGAGCGCAUUCGCCAGAAGUACAACGACCGCAUUCCCGUCAUCUGCGAGAAGGUCGAGAAGUCGGACAUCGCGACCAUCGACAAGAAGAAGUACCUGGUACCCGCCGACCUGACCGUCGGACAGUUCGUCUACGUGAUCCGUAAGCGCAUCAAGCUGUCACCUGAGAAGGCCAUCUUCAUCUUCGUUGAUGAGGUUCUGCCGCCUACCGCCGCUCUCAUGAGCUCGAUAUACGAGGAGCACAAGGAUGAGGAUGGCUUCCUGUACAUUACGUACUCCGGCGAGAACACAUUCGGCGAGGCCAUCUAG